This is a messenger RNA of Epinephelus moara (kelp grouper), 5471 nucleotides long. RefSeq lists its product as uncharacterized. Gene Ontology annotation, molecular function: NADP binding; flavin adenine dinucleotide binding; N,N-dimethylaniline monooxygenase activity. The record is from RefSeq and is a predicted model, not a curated record. Bases 239 to 1531 code for a protein of 430 amino acids. The transcript has 10 exons. NCBI's taxonomy places the organism in Eukaryota, Metazoa, Chordata, Actinopteri, Perciformes, Serranidae.
CGUUGAUUCAGAACUGUUCCGGUGUUGUGACGCAAACCGGUUCCUUCGCUAAAUGAUCUCGCACCAACUGGUUGUUGAUUUCAGCACCGAAAACUCGUGACACCGGAACUGACACCGACUAACGGAGACCACGUUCCAUUACUGGAGAGACACCGACAUCUCUACGGCGAUCUCUGCAACACUCAGCAACUUGCAUCAAACUAUCUGGAUCAAUAAACAGCUCUACAGGACGUGAGCGAUGCUGCAGCGGGUGGCGGUGGUUGGUGCUGGGGCGGCGGGACUCUGUGCAGCCAGACACAUCCUGUCCCGCCUGAACAGCUUCAUCCCCCCGGUGGUGUUUGAGCUCUCUGACAGCGUGGGCGGCACCUGGUGUUACACUGACCACGUUGGGACGUACGACAACGGCCGUCCGGUUCUCAGCAGCAUGUACAGAGACCUGCAAACCAACCUGCCCAAAGAGGUGAUGAUGUUCCCUGACUUCCCCUUCGACCCCCAGCUGAACAGCUUCCUGUCUCAUCAGGAGGUUCGGACGUACCUGGAGAGAUACUGUCAGAGCCACAACAUCCGGCCGCACAUAAGGUUCAACACUGUGGUGGAAAGUGUGAAGCCUGUUGUCGAGACGACGGAGGGCGAGGAGGCGAGGACAACAUGGGAAGUGACAUCAUCAGAUUCAUCAGGUGGUCACAAAACAGAAACCUUUGACUCGGUCUUCGUCUGCUCGGGGCACUACUCCGACCCUCACAUCCCUCACAUACCAGGGAUCCAGAACUUUAAAGGGAAGGUGCUCCACAGCCAUGCAUACAGGAGUGCAGAGCCAUUCGCGGGUCAGUCGGUGGUCGUUCUCGGAGCCAGAGCUUCAGGUUUGGAUAUUUCCAUUGAACUGGCCAAAGUUGGUGCUCAGGUGACUCUGAGUCAUGGCCGUCCUCGUCUCACCUGUCCUCUACCUGCUGAGAUUCAACAGUCCAGUUCAGUGGUGGCAGUCGAGGAGGACGGCAGCCUCCGUUUCCAGGACGGCUCUGUGGGCGCUGCUGAUGUCCUGAUGUUCUGCACCGGCUACAACUUCAGCUAUCCGUUCUUGGACGCCUCUCAGCUGGGUCUAGACAUCCAGGACCACGUGAUGUCUCCCCUGUACCGCUACUUGCUGCCCCCGGCCUUCCCCUCGCUCUUCUUCAUCGGCAUCUGCAAGGUCAUCUGCCCCUUCCCCAACUUCAACUGCCAGGUCCAGUUCGCUCUAUCCGUGCUGGACGGCUCCGUCACUUUACCGUCUGCAGCCCAGAUGGAGGAGGAGGUCCGGCAAGAGCAGCGGGAAAAAGAGGAGCACGGAGUCCUGCAGCGCCACCUGGUGAUCAUGGACCAGGAUCAGUGGGAGUACUGCAACAUGUUGGCUCGCACCGCCGGCUUCCCGCUGCUGCCGCCCGUCGUACGCAGGCUGUAUGAGGAGGUGGGGCGACAGCGACAAGUUCACCCUAAAAACUACCGGAGGAUCAACUACAGGCUGAUCAAUGACGUCGAAUGGGAGGUGAUCGAUUGAUUAAUGGAGGAGGUGGAGCAGGUGGACAAAAUCACUAUGACUCAACAAAGGGUUAUAAACAAUCAGGAAACAAAGUCCAGCAAACAUGCUGAGACUGUCAGAGGUGUUGAUUCACCUCAACGCUCGUUUUGUCGCUGAACGUUAAACAAAUUUGUCUUUUAUUCGUUCUGCUUAACACCAGCACUCCAGAUUGAAUCAUGCACCAUCUUGAAUUGUGAAUGAAUAUCAAAUGAAGUUGUGUUUUUGCAGAAAGAUUCAAGAAGUGUGUCUCAAUCGCAUACUUCUGUUAGUACACUUCAAUAUAGUACAGUACGUACACUACAUACUUCUUGCGUGGUGCACUAAUUUCAACAGUGAGGUGGUGGUAGUGUUGUCUCAAACUGCGCACUGUCAUUUUGCACUUACGGGAAGUGACAAUAGCUUCUUCUUUUUUUUUUUUCUUUUUUUUUUUACCGCCUCUUCUUUGUCUUUCCUUUAAAUCGCCAACAUUCGCCCGCUAUCUCCUGUCACACAAAAAUCAAACUUACGCUACAACAUCAGUGCUGAUAAAAAUGAGCUAGGAGCAAGUUAGCUAGCUAGAGAAUGCUAACGUUAGCUAGCAAACUAACGUUAGCAUUCACGCUAUUGUUCACUGUACCAAAUCAUCACAGACUCAACAUACAUUACUGACGCCUUCUAUUCUACAACAGUUUUGGUACUUGGUGAAAAAGAUUGCGACCGUUGACUUUUGGACCGUUUUGAAAGGGCCAGUAAUACACUGCAUUUUACUUUAUAUGCAGUGUGAACACACUUAGCACACUCAGGAUAUGAAGCGUUUAGUACAUAAGUAUGCGAUUUGAGACACAAUGUCAGGCUCCCGAGAGGAUGAAUCCUACAGACUUUGGUGAUCCUCUGACUUUUCAUCUAGCGCCAUCAUCAGGUCAACAUGUUGAUGUGUUCAGUACCUGCAGAACUAAUGACAUUAACAUCAGCCUUAACUGUGUUUACUGAUAAUCAGCUAAUGUUAGCAUGCUAACAUAUCAAACUUAAAUGGUAAAUAUUACACAUGCUAAAUAUUAGCAUGUUAGUGUUGUCAUCAUGGGCGUGUUAGCAUUCUAAUAUUUCCAUUUACAGCAAAAGUGCCCCAUUACUAAUAUUUUGUUCACUACCAUGAAAUAAUCUCCCAGCUCUGUGGACAGCUGCACUUUGUGUUUACUGCUGGUUAACGUGCUAACUGUCAGUAAGGGUUAAUAUUGCUUUUAAAAGUCUGACAGACAGAAGGAUAGCUGUGGUAACAGGUGGAAACAUAGCACCUACUACCCACACUCCGGUCUCCACUGGUUAGCUAAUGUUAGCCUUGGCUGCUCUGCACUGCGUACCAGCCACGUCGAGUGGGAACUAGCUAGCGGUGGCAAUCAUUUGCGAUUACUUCUGGUAACACUGUCCCAAUGAAGGGAGGAUGUUGCUGUGGAAAACCGCACCCACCCUCCCGUCUCCCCCCAGGUUGCUCCAGUGAGUAAGUUUGACCCACAAACCCCCUUUAGCAUUGUUAACUAUGUUAGCACUAUUAGUCUUGCUGACACUGCUAACUAGGGGUGGGAAUCACCUGAGGACAUGCUGUUAUAUUAUUGCAAUAUGCUGAGUAUUGCGAUGCAAUAUAUUGUGAUAUAUCCAAAAUAAGUCCAGAUGUUUGAUUUUAACGCUAACGGCACAUUUCUGAUUUCGUUCUCCGGUGCCUCCAUCUUUGUUUUGAUGAACUUCGUGCCAAAUACUGCUGACUGAGACCUCUGCUAACCUCACCAGGAAAAAAACAUCAGCACCAUCUAGUGGACCGAAAGAGCAACUGAAUUUAUUAUUGUGGUACCAAAAGUUUUAUUAAAAUGUGUCUUUGCAAAAAUUUAUUUAGAUAACUUGUAGUGACAUUAGCUAGUCACUUAGUGUCGCACCAACAUUUCAAGAGCUUAGCUAACGUUAGGGCACCAUAGCUCUUUUUUACAUUCGGUACUUGAAAGAGCUGCAAAAACUAUUAAUGUGACUGACGUACACCUUCUGGUGAAAGCGAGCAGUAUAGGUCCAUAGAGCUGACCAUCCUCUUCAUAAACUUGACAGUGAUUUUCUUCAUUUCAGUAGCUUGCUAGGCUAGCUGACUGGCUAACCUCGCUGUCACAAUGAUCAAAAACGACGUUUACAAAAACAAUCAGCAAAUGCUAUUAACAAUAUGUACAAAGUUUGCACAGUUAGCUUUGUACAUAUUGUUAAUAGUAUUUAAUGUUUGUUUAUACAUUAGUGGUUUUGAUUAGUUCAAGGUAACUAGCUAAUGUUAGUCACUCAGUGUAGCACCAACCUUAGCCUUAUUUUAAGAGCUAACGUUCGGUCGCUAUGGCUCUUUUCUACACUCUGUGUUUUGAAGAGCUACAAAAAUUACUGACGUGCAUCGUCUUGUAACAGCGAGCAGUAAAGCUCCAUACAGCUGACCGUCCUCUUCAUAAACUUGACGGUGCUUUUCCUCAUUUUUUGUAGCUAGCUAGGCUAGCAGACUAUUUAAAGGUUAAUAUCAAACAGGAAAAAAUGCAAACAUAAACUACUAAAAAUAUUAAACUAAAAACAUACUAAACUAAGAUGGUGAACAUUGUAAACAUUAUUCCUGUUAAACACCAGCGUGUUAGCAUAAUAGAGCUGCUAGCAUGUUGACUCUUAGUGAUGUUUAGACUCAGUUUGUCUCGUUUUAGGUCAUAAAAAUAUUUCUAAAAAGGUUUAAGGUAUUUCUGUGUCAGAGGGCAAAUACUGCCUUUGAAUUAUUUCUUUGAGAAAAGUGAAAUUAUGAAUAAAUGUAGAAAUAUAAAUGAAGAAACUGUUUCAGUGUUCGAUCAAACAAUGAUAUCCUCUGCAGAAAAUGUUUAAAGUGCAGGCGGAGGGUUCAGACUGAUGACACAGAUGUUAGUCUGUGUCAGAAUUCAUUCCCAGAUGAGUGUGAGAUGUGAUGUACGGCUUCCUUCAGUGUUUCAGUUCAACAGUCUGAGCAGCAGAUGUGUGAUUAAUCAUUCCUGAGAGUGAGCGGAUCCACACGUUAACCAUGAACGAGGCCGGGGACACAGAGAGCUGAUGUCAACAACAGACUUUAAUCCACAUAUUUUGCCACAAAACGUCAAAAUACACACAAAAAAAGAGGUGUGACGUCACAGACUGACCUGAGCUCAAAAACAACAACAACAACAACAACAACAACAACAACACAUGAAGCAGUGAACGUCCGUCAUGCAGAGUGUCCUCUGUGGAGGUAAUACAUUCAGACAGUAACAUGGCUGCCGCUCAGUGAUUUACAUGACAUUUAAACGUAUUGAUUACAUGUUCCAGGACUGAUUGACUGAAGGUUUGUCUUUACUAACACGAGGAGGAAAAAGUCUUAGUCAGCAGGCCGUUAAUGCUCCACAGAGCAGCGUCAGAUCUUCCAUCACAGGGUCAAAGGUCAGCUCCGUAAUGGCAAGAGGAGGUCAUGUUCACAAGUUAAAAUGGGUGUCACUGCCCUUUAAACCCCUCAAGUGGCAAUAAUGUCAUGUGGGCAGAAGUGAGUUUCAUUUAAUGUUUUCUACUGAAUCUUUUAAAUUCGUGCCUUCAACAAUAUGCAGUUCCACCCCCGGUCCUCUGUGGGAGGCAGAAUAAAGGUGAUGAGUUAAUGUGCAUUGAAUUUAUCUGCUGAGUGUGUCAAACUCUCUUUAGUUGAAGCUUCUAAAAUGAUUUUCUGUUUUGUAUCAGUGAACUGAACGUUUGUGGUUUGGACCUCUGGUCGGACAAAAUGAAACAUCUGAAGACGUCACCUUGGACUCUACUAGUGGACGUCCACUAGUUUUUGGCAUUUUAGUUUAUAUAGAAGAUUAAGAAUAUCAUUUUAUAAAUCAAAAGAUUAAUUGAUAAUUAAAAUAUUCUUUUAUUUUUUCCCUAAAAUAAAACACAAGAAACAUUC